AUGCCUCGUAUAGCCCUAGACGCCCCAUAUUGCUUUAUGUCGCAUGCCAGACACAUAGUCAUAUCAGUCUUCAAGACGCCUCGUAUAGGGCCAUACGAGGCGUCUUGGUCCCUUCGUAUUGCUCCCUCGUACCGGCCUACACGCCCGUCUGAUGUGACUGAUGUGACGUUGUACGGGGUUCAGUGGACAGCUAAGCCUGAACAGAGGUCCGAUCAGAGGGUCGUCACUCAAAGGUGCCUCCACAGACGAUAUUCAGGGGUUGUGUGGAAAGCCAUGAAUAAGCAGACCGGAGAGGUUGUUGCGAUCAAGAAACUCCUCGAAGAAUAUCACACAGCGGAAGAGUGCAUGAACUUGAUAGAAGUCAAGGAAUGCGAUCUCUACAAGCUUAUGGUUGCAAGAAUGAAGCCGUUCUCCGAAACCGAAAUAAGAAACUUGUGCUUCCAAAUCUUUCAAGGUCUUGCACACAUGCACAAGAAAGGCUACUUUCACCGUGACCUCAAACCUGGGAACCUUCUUGUAUCCAAGAAUACGGUAAAGAUCGGCGAUCUUGGUAUGGCCCGCGAGACGAAUGGUAAACCGCCAUACACUCAAAAUGUUACAACGUUAUGGUAUCGUGCUCCGGAGGUGUUUCUACGUUCGUCAUUUUACAAUUCUUCAGUUGAUAUGUGGGCUGCUGGUGCAAUCAUGGCUGAGUUAUUUACCAACCAACCAUUGUUUCAAGGUUCUUCUGAAGCAGAUGUAAUGCAUAAAAUCUGUCGAGUGUUAGGCACCCCAACUGAAAGUACGUGGUUCUCGGGACUUGAUCUUGCUGAAAACAUAAGCUAUCGGUUUCCUGAUUUUCCUGGUGUGCGGUUUUCUGAACUAUUGCCGAAUGCAAGCUCUGAUGCGGUUAAUCUUAUUGCAUCACUUCUUUCAUGGUGUCCCUGUGAAAGGCCCACAGCCAUGCAAGCUCUUCAGCAUCCUUUUUUUCACGGCUGUUACCGCGUGCCUCCAACCGUCCGCCUUGAAGACACAUGUUGUAACAUUCUUAAUUCCGUACCACUCGUGUUCAGAAUCGCAAGGCAACGAGAGCUGUUGAAGGGGACAAGAAGCUUAAGAAGUUGUGCGAGUGGGUCAGAAAGAGUGGAUCCAAGUGAAGAUCCGAUUUCCAAGCUCCGGUUAAAUCCAUUUGUGUUUUUGAAGUAA
Molecule: messenger RNA, 1185 nt
Organism: Helianthus annuus (common sunflower)
Lineage: Eukaryota; Viridiplantae; Streptophyta; Magnoliopsida; Asterales; Asteraceae
Product: cyclin-dependent kinase F-4
Exons: 3
Coding region: 1-1185 (394 amino acids)
Biological process (GO): protein phosphorylation; intracellular signal transduction
Cellular component (GO): nucleus; cytoplasm
Molecular function (GO): protein serine/threonine kinase activity; ATP binding
Source: RefSeq, a predicted model, not a curated record